Molecule: messenger RNA, 1509 nt
Organism: Radiomyces spectabilis
Lineage: Eukaryota; Fungi; Mucoromycota; Mucoromycetes; Mucorales; Radiomycetaceae
Product: Aldehyde/histidinol dehydrogenase
Exons: 9
Coding region: 1-1509 (502 amino acids)
Biological process (GO): aldehyde metabolic process
Cellular component (GO): cytoplasm
Molecular function (GO): aldehyde dehydrogenase (NAD+) activity
Source: RefSeq, a predicted model, not a curated record
AUGUCGCAGUUAACGUACACGCCAACUUCCUCGAUUCCUUCCAUCGUAGACGAUCUUCGCCAAACCUUUCGAUCCGGUUUAACCAAAAAUAUAGCGUACCGCAAAGAGCAGUUGAGCAAUUUGGUGCGACUUAUGAAAGAAAAUACCGAUGCGCUCGAAAAAGCGAUCUGGGACGAUUUGCACAAGCACGAAAUGGAGUGCUCUGUAGGCGAAAUCUCUCCCAUAAUUGAUGAGUGUGAAUACAUGAUCAAGAAUCUCGAUCGCUUUUCCAAAGCAACUCCAACCACCAAGCGCUUUCUUAUGAACAGCGGUGAUAAAACCAUCGUCCGCAAAGAGCCCAAAGGUGUCGUUUUGGUCAUUGGCGCAUGGAACUACCCUGUCAAUCUUCUUCUCAUGCCUGCUGUGGGCGCCAUCGCCGCUGGUAACUGCGUCUUGUUCAAGCCUUCAGAAGUGUCCGCACAUACGGCGGAAUUAAUCUCUCGCUUGCUGCCCAAGUACCUUGACAAACGCGCCUAUGCUGUUGUCAACGGUGGCGCCGAUGAAACAACGGUUGUCCUUGAACAAAAGUUUGACCACAUUUUCUAUACCGGCAAUGGCUACGUUGGUAAAAUCGUCAUGGCGGCCGCUGCCAAGCAUCUUACACCGGUUACCUUGGAAUUGGGUGGCAAAUCGCCUGUCAUUAUUACACCUGAUGCCAACUUGGAAGUCGCUGCGAAUCGUGUGAUUUGGGGUAAAUGCUUCAAUAAUGGUCAGACCUGUGUAGCUCCGGAUUAUGUUUUGGUCCCCCAAGACAUGUUUGAACCGCUCAUUGCUGCCUUCCGUAAAUCGCUGGUCAAAUUUUAUACCGAUACUCCUCAGAAAUCCAACUCGUACGGACGUAUUGUCAGCGCUCGCCACUUUGAUCGAUUGAAAACAUUGAUUGACAAGUGCGACCCUAAAACCAUUCUUAUCGGCGGAGAAACAGAUAAGGACGAUUUAUUCAUUGCACCCACCAUUGUCGGUCCCCUCACCACCGACGAUGAAGUGCUUAUGCAACAAGAAAUUUUCGGCCCUAUUUUACCUAUUAUCCCUGUAAAGGACAUGAAUGAAGCCAUUGAAAUUGUCAACUCGAGAGAUCAUCCCUUGGCGAUGUACGUCUUCUCCGAAAACUCAAAGACCUACAACCACAUUCUUGAUAACACCAACUCGGGAGGUGUGGUGAUCAACGAUAUUUUGAUGCAUCUUCAGGAGCUGUCUUUGCCUUUUGGUGGUGUGGGUGGAUCCGGCAUGGGCAAUUACCAUGGCGAUCGAUCCUUCGAUACCUUUACGCACGAACGUUCCACCAUGAUCCGAUCGACUGGCAUGGAAACUGUGCUUUCAGCUAGAUAUCCACCUUACACCGAUGACAAGAACACGCUCCUGUCACUCCUCGUGUAUGGUUUCCCAUCGUCGGCCGGGGCCAAAGUCAAAACUUUCUUCACGGUGUGCUCCGCUGCCUGGAACGUUUUCUUCAAGAAGAGCAAGCUUUAA